AUGGCCAGCCUGGCCGCGCAGGACUCCUACCUGCAGGGCUUGGCGAGGAAGGUCUGCACGCAGCAGCCCCCGGAGUCGCGGAAGAGGAAAUUCGUGUCUAAACCAGGCCAGCCCAAGGAUGCUGGUGGCCAGCCCCAAAAAAAGAAGAGAAAGAAAUCCCGGAAGCAACCUGAGAAGGCAAAUGCAUCUUCAGUCAAACAGGUGGUCUCCAACACCAGUAAACCUACUCCAGAACAGAAAACAGCUCCUCAAGCCAGCAAAUCAUCUCCUAAACAGAAUGCUAAACAGAGCAGAGAUGAGAGUUUGGAGAUAGGGAGCAAAAGCCAACUGGGCUCCACCUCUUUUUCUGCAAUGAAUCUCCUGCGUCAGAGGCUACAUGAGAAGAUUAAAAAGGCUUCUGGACAGGAUGAUGCCAAAGAGCUACCUCCUGCAAUCCUGGAGAAGAGGAAGCGAAGGAAAUACGAGAGGGAGAGGAAGAAGCGCCGAAGGAAGGAGUUGAAGAUGAAGGCAAAAGCAGAGAAGAAAGAAUCUGAGGAGGUACCAGCAGAGCCAGAAGUCAAAAAGGAGGAGAGCACAGCUGAGGUUGUCUUCAACAAGGUUGAAGUCCAUGCAGAGAAUGAGUUGAACAAGGUGCAGAAGAAGAAGGAGAAGAGGAAAGCAGUGAAAGGCAACAUCACUCCUCUGACUGGCAAAAACUACAAGCAGCUGCUGAGCAGGCUGGAGACUAGGAAAAAUAAACUGGAUGAGCUCAAGGAUAAGGACCAGAAGAAAGCUGAGGAGCUGGAGAAGAAGCUGAAAUGGACAAAUGUCCUCUACAAGGCAGAAGGUGUGAAGAUCCGUGACAACGAGGAGCGUCUGAAGGAAGCCCUGAAGCGCAAGGAGAAGCGGAAGGCGCAGCGCCAGCGGCAGUGGGAGAAGAGGACAGAGAGAGUGGUGGAAAAGAUGCAGCAGCGGCAGGAGAAGCGGCGCAAGAACAUCCAGAAGAAGAAGAAGGAUCGGAUUGAGAAGAAGAAAGCCAGGGCCCGGAAGAAGGGCAGGAUUCUGCCAGAGGACUUGAAAAAAGCUGGUUUGAACUGAGUGCCUGGGGGACAGCGGUCCUGAGCCCGGGUCUGGGAGCUCUGCGUAGGGGAGUCAGUGCUGGACUGGGACAGAGUGGUUGUGCCCAGAGGCACCAGCCUGUAGGGCAGCCAGUGCUGUGGAUUCCAACUUAAUGAUGAA
Molecule: messenger RNA, 1218 nt
Organism: Indicator indicator
Lineage: Eukaryota; Metazoa; Chordata; Aves; Piciformes; Indicatoridae
Gene: SURF6
Product: surfeit 6
Exons: 4
Coding region: 1-1077 (358 amino acids)
Biological process (GO): ribosomal small subunit biogenesis; ribosomal large subunit biogenesis
Cellular component (GO): nucleolus
Molecular function (GO): RNA binding; DNA binding
Source: RefSeq, a predicted model, not a curated record